Halichondria panicea is the source of this 2599-nucleotide messenger RNA. RefSeq names its product ATP-dependent RNA helicase DDX24-like. Lineage: Eukaryota; Metazoa; Porifera; Demospongiae; Suberitida; Halichondriidae. Bases 85 to 2475 code for a protein of 796 amino acids. The record is from RefSeq and is a predicted model, not a curated record. Gene Ontology annotation, molecular function: nucleic acid binding; ATP binding; RNA helicase activity. The transcript has 14 exons.
AAACUACAUUAUAAACAUGAGGAUCAUUUCCAAAACCACGUGGACUGGAAAACUCUAAGAGAACCUCGCUAAGAACGGAACAGAAUGCCCUUCAACAAGAAAAAACUGUCCAAAAAAGGAUCUAAAGUAGCCUCUAAACCUUCUCAGAGCAACUCCACCUCCAUUGAUCAAUACAAAGAUAUGCAGGAGUGGGUGGAGCUUGGCACACCACCCCCUAUAAUACAAGGACUCUACAAGCUUGGGUUCAUGAACCCUACACCCAUUCAGAAGAUGGCCAUACCCCCGGCCAUUAACGAGGGAGCAGAUAUAAUAGGGGCAGCAGAAACUGGCUCUGGUAAAACACUGGCCUUCUCCAUACCAAUACUACACCACAUCCUGAAGGUCCGUCCACCUUUGACCUCUGCCAGUGAACCGCAUCCACCUUUGACCUCUGCUAGUAAAACACACCUACCUUUGACCUCUGUCGAUGAGCCACACCCAGCUUUGACUACUGCCGGUGAUUCAGCGAAACUGGAGAAGAAGCUGAAAAAGCCAAAACUGAAUGUGAUAGACUUAAACGAAGUCGUACAUACCUAUUCCUCCGAAUACAUAUUUGAGACUGAAGACAAAGAAAGUGGCAAUCAAGAUGGCCGUGUCACUAAAGAUGGCCGUGUGGCUGGUGGUUCCGAGGUUGCUGAAGAAAGUGAGGAUGAGGGUGAUGGCCAAGCUGAGGGCAGUGGAAGUGACGUUGGUGACAGUGUUUCCAGUGAGAAUAAUGGAGACAAACUUGUGUUUGAGGUAGACUCGGAAUCUGCGAAUGAAUCGCUUUCUGACGAUGAUGAGGAUGACAGCGAGGAUGAAAGUGACUCGAGUCCGCUGGUGGUAGAGCCGGUGUUGCCACGGCAACGUAAGAGGAAGAUGUCGGCAUAUCGCCAGAUGAAAGAGGCGGCGCGUGCUAAAAAGGAGCGUGGUUUUGUGGGCGUGAGAAACCGCAUUCCUGAAGAGGAGUUCCAGUUAAUGCUAAAAGGUAAAGCUGACGUGUGGCGCUCCCAAUCCCCCCCACCAAUGGACCAAUCAACAUCCAGCAUUGCCGACCUCCCUACGGAGACAGGAAUUGAUCAUGUGACAGGAAGUGGGUGUGGUCUAGUUGCGCUCAUCCUAACGCCCACGAGAGAGCUAGCGAUGCAAGUUCACGCUCAUAUCUCAUCCGUCUCUAGGUUCACUGGAAUCAAAGUGUGCACAGUGGUGGGUGGUAUGGCAACAGAGAAACAAGAGAGACUGCUAAAGCAACGUCCGCAGAUCGUCGUGGCAACACCAGGUCGUCUAUGGAAACUCAUGAGUGAUGGUGAUCCUCAUUUGUGUAACCAUGACGAUCUCCGCUUCCUGGUGUUGGACGAGGCGGACAGGAUGGUAGAGUAUGGUCAUUAUCGUGAGCUGGGCAAUAUAUUGGACAGACUUAACGGCGCAAGGGUUCGAGGUCAAUACAAGGUCAAAGGUCGUGACAGACAGACGCUCGUGUUCUCGGCAACUCUCGCCAUACCACGUCGGAGUACGGAAAGAAAGAAAAAGAAGAAGUCCACCUCGUCACAAGAAACCAUCGAUAAUUUAAUAUCGAGGGUCGGACUGAAAGAUGAUGCUAAGAUUGUGGAUUUGACGGGGUCAAAGAUCACAGUACGGACACUCACGGAGACCAAGAUCACAUGUACAGCAGAAGAAAAGGACCUCCACUUGUACCACUUCCUGUUACUCCACCCCGGGCGUACUAUAGUGUUUGUGAACAGCAUUGACUGUCUGCAACGCUUGAGGGCACUGCUAGAGCUAUUGGAGAUGAAGCCACUCCCACUGCACGCCCAUAUGCAGCAGAGACAGAGGCUCAAGAAUCUAGACAGGUUUACGUCCAGUAAGAGUGGCGUACUGGUAGCCUCGGACGUGGCUGCCCGAGGGUUGGACCUUCCUGCAGUGGAGCACAUCGUCCAUUACCAGGUGCCCAGGAACUCAGAGGUGUACGUUCAUCGCAGUGGACGAACUGCCCGGGGACAGAGGGAGGGGCUUAGCGUGAUGCUUGUAGGGCCGGAGGACUUGAAAGCAUAUCGUAACAUCUGUAGAACCCUCAACAGAGAUGAUGUUCCCAACUUCCCUCUAGACCACACCCACAUACAAUCUCUAAGGAAGCGUGUCUCACUUGCCAAACAAGUGCAUAUUAUCGAGUAUCGUCGUGACAAAUCGCGGAGGGCAGAGAAAUGGAUGACACAAACUGCGGACAGUCUGGGAAUGGACUUAGACGAUGGGACACUGAAGGACAAAUGGAGUAAGAAAGAGGAAAGAAAGCUUCAAGAGCUUAGAGGUCAGUUCCAAGAGCUCCUCCGAGCCGUGGUAGUGCCUCGAGGCAUGUCACUCAAGUUCCCCAUGGCAAACAGAGACCCUGGAGCAGGCAUCGUACUCGAGCAUGAGAAGGCCAUUUUAUUAGCAAAAAAACGUCAGAAUAUUGAAACUUGAUCUCUAACUGUUUAUAGCUUACGAUUUCAUUAUUAAAGUAAUAUGAAAUUUGUCAAUAAUUAAUUUUAUAGUGAAGACAUUUUUUACAAAAUUGAAUUUGAAUGAUAAUUAAAAGCUAUUGUUA